Molecule: messenger RNA, 1026 nt
Organism: Nematocida homosporus
Lineage: Eukaryota; Fungi; Microsporidia
Product: L-threonylcarbamoyladenylate synthase
Exons: 1
Coding region: 1-1026 (341 amino acids)
Biological process (GO): regulation of translational fidelity
Cellular component (GO): cytoplasm
Molecular function (GO): double-stranded RNA binding; nucleotidyltransferase activity; tRNA binding
Source: RefSeq, a predicted model, not a curated record
AUGCAUCAUACGGAAAUUCUGUCCAUUGACGGCAAUUUAGAUCGAAUUGUAGCGGCUUUUCAAAACAAUCCAGUUGCUUUUCCAACUGAGACAGUUUAUGGUUUAGGAGCAAUAGUAUGGCGGGAAGAUCUUAUUAAACGCGUAUUUGCUAUCAAAAACCGUCCGAAUGACAAUCCGUUAAUUGUGCAUGUAUCAAGUCUAGCUAUGCUUAGGCGGUGUAUUGCUGGUGAGAUACCUGCGAUUUAUCAGGAAGUAAUUGAUUUGUAUUGGCCAGGUCCAUUAACUCUUCUGUUUAAGCGAAGUGCUAGUAUUCCUGAUUGGGUAACGGCUGGUGGUGAGUAUGUGGCCAUUCGGAUUCCUGAUCACCAAGUAACUCUGAAAAUCAUUGAUAAGCUAGAUGCUCCUUUGGUUGGACCUUCAGCCAAUAAGAGUACUCGACCCAGUCCUACAACAGCGCAACAUGUGCUGGAUGAUUUAGCCGGUGACAUUCCUCUGAUUGUGGAUGGCGGGCCUUGCCAGCAGGGAGUUGAGUCUACCGUAAUCAAUGGUUUAGUCAGUCCGCCGUUAUUCUUACGACCAGGUGCCAUAACUUUUGAGACUUUACAAGCACACAUUCCCGAUCUGGUCUUAGUUGGGGCUAAAGAUAAGGCUACUAAAAGCUGUCCUGGUAUGCGCUAUAAACACUACGCCCCAAGUAUUCCCGUUCUAAUGAUUCAAGGGGCUUUUAAUGAGCAAAUAACCAAACUACACCAAGUUUUAGCACAAUCACCACAUGCACCCCCGGCUAUCGGCCUACUUCUACCCGAGUCACAUUUAACAGCGCUCAGUCAAUUUAUUCCCAAUGAUAGCAACUACACAAUCUACUCACUCGGACACACAAUCAAAGACCACACGCAUAAGCUUUUUGACGGCCUAAGGUAUUUAGACAGGCAUUGUGAAGUCAUCUAUUGUGUUAGCAUUCCAGCAACUGAUGAAGGCCGGGCUCUCAUGGACCGACUAUCCCGAGCUGCCACAGAAGCCAUUUAA